Molecule: messenger RNA, 447 nt
Organism: Coniosporium apollinis CBS 100218
Lineage: Eukaryota; Fungi; Ascomycota; Dothideomycetes
Exons: 1
Coding region: 1-447 (148 amino acids)
Source: RefSeq, a predicted model, not a curated record
AUGCACGAAUCUUCUGUCGCCUCAGCACUCCACCAAGCCGGGAUACUCACCGCAACGCGAGAAAGCCAACACGAGGCCGAAUCAGCUUUCUACAAAGCCGCGGUCUUCACCUUCAAUGCUGGCAUCCCACCCGCAAGCAUCAGGGACUUGCGACAGAAAUUGGAUCGGGUGCCAACUCGCAUCCUGCGCCAUAUGAACGCGCUAACGAUCCGCGACGGGUGGACUUCUUACGCGUUGCCUGGCGUCCUGGGAUUCUUCGAGGACAAUGAAAUGGCGGUCCAUGUCGAGAUGGUCGCCAACGUUUCGAGUUUUGAACGAGCGAAGGAUGCUCUAAAGCGUGGAGCCAUCAUUAAAGACUCGAUGCAGCACAGCCGCUCAGGGCUAAGCUGGUACGUACAUUAUGACUCGAGCGAGGUGCAUACGCAAGCGGGAUGGCAGCCGGCCUAG